AUGGCUUCGUCCAGAAAAUAUCUGUUCGUGGCAGCCAUAGACUUCGGGACCACCUACUCCGGUUAUGCCUUCUCCAGCAAGGAUGAAUACGAUAACGAUCCAUUGAAAAUAAAAAGCAACAUUUGGAACUCCGGAACUUUGAUGUCGUACAAGGCUCCAACGGCACUCCUUCUUAAGGCAGACCAGACUUUCUGUUCAUUUGGCUACGAGGCUGAAACUAUGAUGGCGGAAGAAGGCCUUGACCUUAAGGGUUACUACUACUUUCACAGAUUUAAAAUGACACUCUACAAUAAUAAGAAACUACAGCGGAGUACUGUAAUCAAUGAUGUGUCCGGGAAAUCAUUACCCGCUCUUAAUGUGUUCGGGCAGUCGAUCGGGUUCUUAAAAAAUCACUUGAUUGAUGCCAUCAAGAAGCAGUUCAAUGAUAUACUGGAUAGCGACAUCAAAUACGUGCUUACCGUGCCAGCUAUCUGGGAUGACAAUUCCAAACAGUUUAUGAGGGAAGCUGCAGCCAAGGGUGGUAUCAAAAAGGAACAUCUCAUGAUAGCCUUAGAGCCAGAAGCAGCCUCGAUCUAUUGUCAACACGUACCCGUGGAAAGAGCAUCAAAUAGCUUUCUGGAGUGUUCCAAAUCGAGGCUAGCUUACAUGGUCGUAGAUCUAGGAGGUGGUACCCUAGACAUUACCGUCCACCAACGUCAAGAAGACAAGUCGUUAAAAGAACUCCAUGCGGCCACAGGGGGAGCUUUUGGAGGAAACUCAGUAGACGACUCUUUCGAAGUGUUCCUACAGGAAAUCGUAGGACCAGAAAAUAUUCAAAAGCUAAAGGAAAAUCACAUGGAAGAUUAUGUUCAGCUUUUUCGAGAAUUUGAAGUCAAGAAACGAAACAUUACUGAAACAAAACCUGAAAAAGUGUCGAUGACCGUGCCUUUUACGCUCGUGGAGAUCCUCCAGGCAGACAAAUCAAGAAAGAGUUUCGAUAACGCUGUGAAGAAAUCAAGGUUUUCCCCAGCUGUGAGAAGUGCACGACAAAAAUUACAAAUAGUGAACUCGGAAUUUAGAAAAUUUUUUCAGCCAACAAUAGACGGUAUUAUUAAACACAUGGAGGAUAUACUUUGCGACCGAAAGUUCAUGGACAUUAAAUUCAUUUUAAUGGUUGGUGGAUUUUCAGAUUGUGUACUUGUACAGAACGCCGUCCGUCAUAGAUUCAAAGAGAAAGUGAUCAUCGUUCCACCCGAUGCUGUAUUAGCAGUCCUGAAAGGUGCCGUCCUUUAUGGACACGAACCUCGUUCUAUCAGCAGUAGAGUGGCAAGAUUUACCUACGGCAUUCAGAGCUGGCCAGAGUUUGAUCCACGUAAACAUCCAGAGGACAAAAAGAUCUUAGUCAAUGGUGUUGCACGUUGUAAAGAUGGUUUCUUUAAGUAUAUAGAGAUAGGACAGCAAGUCACUCCAGGGCAUACGGAAUCCCAGGUGUUCCAGGCUCUGAAACCAGACGAAGAGUGCUUAGAAUGCUCCGUGUAUGUGUCUUCGAAUCGAAAUCCAAAGUUUGUGGAUGAAAAGGGAUGUCGAGAGCUAGGUGUGCUCAAAGUUCCCCUGAGUUCAAGCAGGCGAGGACCAAUUGAAAUUGAGGAGACGCUCGUAUUUGGAGAGACGGAGCUGCAUGUACGUGCAAGAGAUAUAUAUACAGGAAAAAUGUUUGAGGCCAGCUUCGACUUUUUGGGCGAUAGUAUCUAGGAAAGGUCAGGGAAACGGUGAUCGACCGAUUUAUCCCUCUUUGGUACAACUACAUGUCAUGUCAUUAACAAUGAAAUCAUGCUAAACUGUGCACGUCAGCAACAACCUAAAGAAUGUUUGGGAUUGGUUCGACGCCUUUGUACUUUGACUCCCGUACAAACAGGUGUACAACGCCAGAAAACUUGUUGUUGACGGCAGUCAUCAUGCAUAUAGAAUCCUACAUGAGUUCCAUUUGAUUUAA
This is a messenger RNA of Ylistrum balloti, 1972 nucleotides long. Its product is annotated as heat shock 70 kDa protein 12A-like. Lineage: Eukaryota; Metazoa; Mollusca; Bivalvia; Pectinida; Pectinidae. The record is from RefSeq and is a predicted model, not a curated record. Gene Ontology annotation, molecular function: ATP binding; ATP-dependent protein folding chaperone. Bases 1 to 1731 code for a protein of 576 amino acids. The transcript is spliced from 5 exons.